This is a messenger RNA of Cercospora beticola, 2467 nucleotides long. Its product is annotated as arylsulfotransferase family protein. NCBI's taxonomy places the organism in Eukaryota, Fungi, Ascomycota, Dothideomycetes, Mycosphaerellales, Mycosphaerellaceae. The record is from RefSeq and is a predicted model, not a curated record.
UUUUUGUGUCUCUAUCUACUCUCAUCAUAUACUUCCCUUUCUGCUUCCUCUCUUCUGUUAUGAGGAGCCGCAAGACUCUCUGCAUUCUUCUCUAACAAUAGCAUGGUGUCGGCCCGCCGGUCGAACUUUGUUCGGAAUGCCGUGAAGUGGACACUCGUGGCACUUUUGGUGCCGCUGGGAUUCUACUUCAUACAUCAAUAUGUCUUCCCCAUCAUCGCAUUUCUGGUCCCGAGCCUGGACCCAUUCUUCUUCGACCUUGGUGUCUUUGGGGCCUUUCCUCUACACCGAUAUGCUUCGUUCCACCUGGGAGGACCGCAGGCGAGACACGUCCAAUGGCACGAUAGCUGCGAUUCAGGAGUAGUCCUGCUUACACCAAAUGGGCCCUCGGUCGAUAAAUCUGGACCUAUGAUGUUAGACGCGCAAGGAGGGUUGAUCUGGAGAUCUGACGAUUAUGGAGCCGCUGCAAACUUGAAAGUUCAACGCUACAAAGGCCAAGACUACUUGACCUUGUGGUCAGGCGAGAAGGCUGCAACCUCUGGCAAAGGCGUCUACUUCAUGCUGGAUGAAACGUACAAGGUCGUGAAAAUGGUCGAGGCUGCUGGUGAUGGACUGUGGGGCGACUUGCACGAAUUCAAGAUCACCGAUGCUGGCACUGCUCUUGUGACGGUGUACAACACGACCAAUGCAGACCUUACAGGAAUGGGUAUGUGGCGAGGUGCUAAUGGCUGGAUCGUGGACAACCUAUUUCAGGAAAUCGACAUCGAGACGAACGAGCUACUAUUUCAGUGGAGCGCGGCCGAGCACUUCGAUCCCGUCGACACCUACAUGACGAAUCCAUUUGGCGGAUACUGGGAAAGUAUUCCAUUCGACUUUUACCAUCUCAAUAGCGUCGACAAGGAUUCCAAAGGCAAUUACAUCAUAUCCUCACGGCACUUCCAUCACGUCCUGUGUGUCAGCCCGGCUGGAGAGAUCCUGUGGAUUCUCGGCGGACGCGACAAUCAAUUCGAGGACCUUUCAGAUGGACAAGCGACAAAUUUCAAGUGGCAGCAUGACGCCCGAUGGAUUUCCGAGGACGAGGGCAUCAUGACGCUGUUCGACAACAGCAAAGCCGGUCCUCUUCACAGUGAUGCUUCUCAAAGUCGAGCUCUCGUCAUUCAGCUAGAUCUUCAAAAGAAGACCGCAAAACUGGUGCACUCUAUGAAAUCGGCGCAAGGCAUCCUUGCAUCGUCUCAAGGCUCGGUGCAGCUUCUCCCGGAGACGAACAACUAUCUCGUAGGUUGGGGUUCGGCAGCAGCGUAUUCUGAGUAUUCCAACACUGGUGAACUGCUCUGCGAAACGCAUCUUGGAGCCUCCUGGUACUACUCCUUCGAGCGUAUGAAAUCCUAUCGCACUACCAAAGCUUUCGAUUGGCACGGCAUACCUCACGAGCCGCCACAGGUCAACAUCCAAGGAGACAUCAUCUCUGUCAGCUGGAAUGGAGCAACGGAGGUCGCCUACUGGUCGCUGGAAGGCAUUCGUGACGACAGCGCUUCCUCUACGGAGGACCUUCGCAGCAAGGACGAAGAAUCGGCCGAAUCACAGAACGUAUUUGAAGCGCUCGAUGUGCUCCCCAAAAUUGGAUUCGAAAGCACGUUUGACCUUUCUCACAUCUCUACUGAGAAGGCUUUCACCAGACUCCGAGUGGCAGCUUUAGACAAGGACCACAAUCUGCUACGAUACUCGGAGCCCAUCGAGGCUGGAUCAGCAACAGCAGAGUCGUCAUAUCUCAUGACCGUUGUCAAAUUGUCUCUUGUGCUUGGAUUUCUCGUAGGCGCGCGAUUCGCCUUCAAGCAGUAUCGGUCUCGAAGCCAUCUCCGCAAAUCUUGGAAUGCAGCCAGCACUGUCCCCGCUUGGAUGCAGUGGCAGAGCCCUUCUGGACGACGACACAUCGAUCGUACAGCAAUCUACGAAUGGAUUCAGAUGAAGCUGCCAGUGGUUCGAACAAGACCUGGCUGAAAAGCCUUUUCAUCUUGUCGAAGGAUACAACCCUUGCGCCCGCAGCUCUCAUGCACGAAAGGUGAUGCAGGCCGCUGCUGCAUGCAGGCGAAGCUCGCUCAAUAUAAGCUUGCAUAGCGUACCUUUAUGAGCUCGAAAGUACUUUCACGCCAAGCCGAUCGUGUUCGCCAAGGUGCACGCGUGAGUGCAUCACGAUCAACAAAGUUGGCGCAGUACAGCAGUACACGACCGCCGCCGACAGGUGGUUUUGUGCAAAUGACCGGAAGUCACAGUCUUCCGCACAUCUGCUUCCGUGGACCAAAGACGCCUCAUUCCAUCGCGGCGGAGAUUCCUCCGACUUCUGGUGCAUUGACGGAACUGUCCUGUGUGCUGAAAGAGCUGGAGGCUAGGAGUGGAAGAAACACAAAAGAUGGUAUGCAGAAACCAGACUGAGAUAAAUACCAUAUUGCGCAUACGAAACGGCUAUCAAAGA